AUGUUGAUUCGAGUCGACCGAAUUUCUACCUGCCUUUCAAGGCGAGUCAAACACUUUACUACUGCUCCAUCUGCCAGUUUUAAUCUCGAGAAAAAUCCACCUGCACAAUCCAUUGACUCCAUUGGCGGUUCUCCUCUUGUCCAGCAAUUAGUCGACUCAAUUGAGAAACUCACACUUUUAGAAACAGCUGCUCUUGUCAAAUCCCUUAAAGCCCGUCUUAACCUUCCAGAUGUUGGCUUUUCUCCCACUCAACUGGGCGCUACUCAGCAUCUUUCUACUCUCGGUUCAGGCCCAUUGGCUACCGAAGUCGAGUCACCAGCACCGGCUGCUCCUCCAACACAAACGGAGUUUAAAAUAAUUUUGCAAAAAGUAGAUCCAGCUGCGAAGGCCAAAAUUAUAAGAGAAAUCAAGGGCAUCCUUCCUGGCCUUAACUUGGUUGAGGUAUGCCAGCAUUUAGGGUUCUCACAGUCCGUUCCUAAACUUGUAAAGGAAAAGCUAACCAGUGCAGAUGCUCAAAAACUUAAAAAGACUUUGGAGGAUCUCGGUGCCACCGUGAGCAUGGAAUAG
Mitosporidium daphniae is the source of this 567-nucleotide messenger RNA. RefSeq lists its product as uncharacterized. Gene Ontology annotation, biological process: translation. The transcript has 3 exons. The record is from RefSeq and is a predicted model, not a curated record. Gene Ontology annotation, molecular function: structural constituent of ribosome. Gene Ontology annotation, cellular component: ribosome. Lineage: Eukaryota; Fungi; Microsporidia. The coding region runs from base 1 to 567 and encodes 188 amino acids.